Messenger RNA from Penicillium expansum, 1158 nucleotides. RefSeq lists its product as uncharacterized. Lineage: Eukaryota; Fungi; Ascomycota; Eurotiomycetes; Eurotiales; Aspergillaceae. The record is from RefSeq and is a predicted model, not a curated record. The coding region runs from base 1 to 1158 and encodes 385 amino acids. The transcript has 2 exons.
AUGCCCACCUCCAAAUCGAAAUCAACUCCCCUCACAUCCCCCGCAACACCAAUAGCCCUCCAACCCCACCACCUCCUCUCCCCGCCCGCAGACCUUCUAACCAACACCGCAACAACCCUAAAAAUAACACCAACCCAAGACACCAAAUCCCCCUCCCCGACCUUCACAGUCCACCGCAUCCGCGCACACGAGGACCCCGACAGCCCACACCGCAAUGUUCUCCUCUACACCGUGCACGGGAAACCAUGGCCGAACACGAGCCGCGUAAUCUGCGACGCGGACGGUGUACCGGUGCUCGUAUUGCGACGGGUUUGGUUGUCGCGGAAGUGGACAGUUAAACUUCCUGAGCAGCAUCAUGAUCUAUUGGUUGCUUCUGUGCCGUCGGCUGACGAUGGACCUGGGUCUAGGCUUGGGGUAGGGGGUGGUGGGUUUAGGCUUGAAGUGCGGUUUGCGAAUGCGCUUGCUGGUAGGGAGGGGGCCGGGGUUGUUGGAGGGGGAGGGGGAGUGGGAGUGGGGGCUAAUUUGUCUGGUUCUGUUGCAGACGAGCCGCCGCCUUAUAGUGCUGUUUCUGGAGUUGGAGUUGGAGAAACAAGUGGAAGUGGUCGUUGUGAGGGGAAUGCGGGGAUGAUACAGAUGAACGAGAAAGUACAUCCACCACCCCCCAGUUCACAUUCACAGACUCCAAUAGCAUCAACACCGAGGCAUACAGAGCAUCCCCAGUCUCCCUCUAUUCUUCCCUCCUACGACUCCGUCCGUCGAGACUCACCUAAUUCGCUGCGUGAUCUGCUCGAUGCCCUCGAGCCGCGGCAGGAGCCGGCGCCGGCUACACCAUUUCCCGCAUCUGCAUCGCAGAAUGUCCAUGCCAGUACCAGUACAAGUACCAAUCUCGGUCUUGCUGAUGCAGAGGCCGAUGCAACCCCCGGCUCAAAAGUCGAGUUGCGGGUGAUGCAGGUAACUACGUUGGGUACGGGUGUGAUGAUGGGUAGCCAGAAGAUUAUGGAUAUCACGCGACAUAAUGCGAUGGAUUACAGUAAAUCCAAAGUGAGGUUACGGCCGAGGUGGGAGGUUGAGGUUUCCGAGGGUGUUGAUUUAUUACUGGCAGUGAAUAUUGCGUUGAUUAUGGCUGAGUCUGUUUCGACUCUAAGUAGGUGGAAGUAA